AUGGCCAGCCGAUCGCGCUCAAGGAGUCGCAGCCGCGAAGUGGCGGUCGAGGUGCGUUUGCCCAGCGGCCGCAGCGCCUCUCUGCGUCUCAGCUGCGACGCCACGGUGCGGGAGCUGAAGUUGGAGGCCCAGCGGAGGCUGAAGCGCCGCUUCCUGAAGCUCACCGCGCAGGGCCGGUGCCUGGACCUGGCCGCCCCGCUGCGCGCGGCGGGCGUGGACGGUGACCUCGUGGAGGCCGUGGCGCAGCGCCCCGAGAUCGCGGCCACGAACUUCGCCUUCGCUUUGUUCGUGCCAGGGGGGCCGGUGGUGACCUGGGGGGACAAGGCGGCUAAAACGAACAACUGCUGGGCGCCUGUGACGAAGGCGGCGCAGAUCGCGGCGAGUGCCCGGGCCUUCAGCGCCAUCAGGGAGGACGGCGCUGUGGUGAAAUGGGGCGACGUCCUCUACGGGGGGGACCUCGACGUGAUCGGGCACGUGCCGGGGGCGCAGUUGCGGCAGCUGGCCCUCGCGGAGGGAAGUCGUGCCGUACGAAUUCAAGCUUCGGGCCGUGCGUUUUCCGCCAUCCUGUCAGACGGCACGGUGCAGGCUUGGGGCGCUAUGGAGGGACAGAACCGCAUCUUCAAGCGGGUUCAGCAGAUCCAGUCAACCCGACAAGACGGGUUCGCUGCAAUCCUGGAUGAUGAUAGCACCGUGUUCACGUGGGGCAACACACGUUGGGGCGGAGACUGCGACGAGGUUCAGAAGCAGCUGUGGGACGUGAAACAAAUCCAGUCGACACAUGGCGCGUUUGCUGCGAUCCGGCAGAAUGGCUCGGUAGUGACUUGGGGAGAUCCAGACUAUGGCGGCGACAGCUACCAGGUACGAGGACGGCUCAAAGGGGUGAAAGCAAUCCAAGCGACAGAUCGCGCUUUUGCCGCCAUUUUGAAGGAUGGCACCGUGGUUUCGUGGGGCAAUGCGGACCUGGGGGGCGACAGCAGAGAGGUUCAAGAAGAGCUGAUGAAGCAGGUCCAGCAGAUCCAGUCGACCGCGGGCGCCUUCGCCGCAAUUCGCCAGGAUGGCAAAGCAGUGUGCUGGGGAAGCCAUCUUUGGGGCGGCGACAGUAGCAAGGUGGCUACGCCUGGGGUCCGAAUGAUCCAAGCGAGUUGCGGUGCAUUUGCCGCCAUCCUGGAAGACACGUCUGUGGCUACUUGGGGUCAUGCGGAGUAUGGCGGGGACUGCAGUCAGGUGCGAAACAAACUGAGAAACGUGCAGCAGAUUCAAGCAACGAGUCGAGCUUUCGCUGCCAUCCUGGGAGAUGGCUCUGUGGUAACUUGGGGCGAUUUGCUGUAUGGAGGUGAGAGUGGAGAGGUAUCAGACCAGCUGACCCGGGUGCAGCAGAUCCAAGCGAACCCCCACGCCUUUGCCGCCAUUUGCGAAGAUGGCGCCGUAGUGACCUGGGGGGACGAGAACAACGGGGGCGACAGCAGUCAGGUCCAAGAGCAGAUGGACUUGUUGUGA
This is a messenger RNA of Effrenium voratum, 1497 nucleotides long. NCBI's taxonomy places the organism in Eukaryota, Dinophyceae, Suessiales, Symbiodiniaceae. The record is from the annotation of a GenBank genome assembly.